Molecule: messenger RNA, 2125 nt
Organism: Sinocyclocheilus rhinocerous
Lineage: Eukaryota; Metazoa; Chordata; Actinopteri; Cypriniformes; Cyprinidae
Gene: ghdc
Product: GH3 domain containing
Exons: 11
Coding region: 82-1938 (618 amino acids)
Cellular component (GO): cytoplasm
Molecular function (GO): acid-amino acid ligase activity
Source: RefSeq, a predicted model, not a curated record
GCCGUUAAAACCCAAAGAAGAAGAAGAUGAAGUUGUUUUCAGUGUUUGCUUUCAGUUUUCAAUCAUGACAAGUCCGUCACAAUGAUGCAGACACAUCAGCGUUUGUGGAUCAUAUUACCAUGUUUUAUUGCAUUAUUGGCCGUGACCAUUACAUGUGCUCCUGCGGGCUCACUUUUGCUCCUGUGUCUCUGCUGUAUGGCUCUUCUAUGGAAGAUAAAGAUCAAGAAUCGCUCCAUAUCGAGUCUUUUGGCUCAGUAUGUGGCUGUGAAAGCAGUGGGUUGGCUGGGGAGUCGCCAGAGAAACAGACUAGAGUCAGACACACGGGACAUUAAUCGCGUUCAGGAGGAAACUCUGCUCCAGCGUCUGCAGAAACACUCCGACACCGUUUACGGCAAGAACUACGAGUUCAGAUCAAUUAAAGACACCGAAACAUUUCAACAGCACCAUCCGGUCACGGAUUACAACCAUUAUGAAAAUUUUGUGGAGCGUGUGGCUAAAGGAGAGCAGAAUGUUUUAAUAUCGGAAAAGCCUCUUAUUCUGGCUAUGACAUCAGGAACGUCUGGAUCCAGCCGUAUGCUUUUGAGCACCAAAGACACCAACACAGAAUUCUUCCUACAGGGGGUGACAAUUUGUCUAGAUGCCAUGAUGCAAGCCUUUCCAGCCACUGACUGUCUCCAGAAAACCCUGAAGCUCUUUUACUCGCCCAUUUUUCGUCUGAGUGAGGCAGGUAUUCCUAUUGGCCCCAACUCCUCAACUCCUGCCUCCUCUAAACACAUGCUGCAUCUGUACACCACGCCAGCACCUGUCUAUCAGGUGCUGAAUGAGAGAGACGCCUUGUAUCUCCAUCUGCUGUUUGGGCUGAAAGACCGCAAUCUUGGCAUGCUGGAAUCCAACUUCUGCUCUACCGUCUUUUAUGCCUUCAGAGCCCUGCAGGAACGUUGGAAAGAUCUUGUGGUGGAUGUGGAAGUGGGCAUGAUCAACUCCGGUCUGAGCCUGAAGGCUGAUGUACGCCAUGCUCUAGAGAAACUGAUGAAGCCAGAUCCGGAGAGAGCCGCUGAGCUCACAGCCCAGUUUGAGGAAGGCUUUGAGGGGAUCGCACUCAGGAUAUGGCCCCAGUUACACCUGGUUCUGACAGUGGAUUCGGGCUCCAACCAGAUUUAUGGGGAGAUGUUACGGCGGCACUACUGUAAAGAUAUCCCAUUCUACUCCCCUUUCUACGCUGCCACUGAAGGCCUGAUAGGUGUGAACCUGUGGCCUCAGCAGGAGAGCAGACAAUAUCUCCUGUGUCCUCGCUCCAUGUUCUGUGAGUUUAUACCAGAGAAGGAUCUGGAUUCAGAACAGCCCAAAACUCUCCUGAUGGAGCAGCUUCAAGAAGGACAUAACUAUGAGUUGCUGGUCACCAACGCUUCAGGAUUAUUCAGGUAUCGCAUUGGAGAUGUUGUGAAAGUAGUUGGGUUUCAUAACCAGUGUCCAAAAGUGGAGUUUCAGUAUAGGCGCGGUCAGAUGUUGAGCGUGCGUGGUGAGAAAGUGUCUGAAUCACUGUUUUUGGGGGCUCUUAAGAAGGCAGUGACACAGUGGCCAGGAGCCAGACUAAUAGACUACAGCUGCGUUGAGAGUGGCAUUUUAGGCAGUGCAUCUGGAAUAGCUCAGCCGCAUUAUCUUGUGUUUGUUGAGCUAAAGGGUGUGAGGAACCUCUCAGAGGAACAAAGAUACAAGUUAGACCACUGCCUACAGGAGGACUCUGAUAUCUACCGAUCCUUCAGGAUGAAGGGCAGCAUCGGACCAAUGAGAGUUCAGCUCGUUCGUGAGGGAACUUUCCAAGAACUGAAAGAUCGCAUGAUGGCCUUCUCCAGUGCUUCGUCUAACAACUUCAAAAUGCAGCGUGUGAUACGCAACAGAGAGUUUGCAGACUUUCUACUGCAGAGGGCUUUUUCAUGAGCAUUUCAAUUAGAGAUGAAUGAAGUGUCAUUUUUGGCAAUGUUAAAAUAUUUUCUGCUAUCCUAGUUUUAUAUGCUGAGAUGAUAGGUUGGUCUACUUGAUGCUGCCAGAGAGAUGGUUCUUGAGCCUGGUCCUGGAGGACCCCAAUACUGCACAUUUUGGAUGUUUCCCUUAUUUAGCACACAAG